Messenger RNA from Mauremys mutica (yellowpond turtle), 1618 nucleotides. RefSeq names its product solute carrier family 22 member 18 (gene SLC67A1). Gene Ontology annotation, molecular function: transmembrane transporter activity. The coding region runs from base 313 to 1494 and encodes 393 amino acids. The record is from RefSeq and is a predicted model, not a curated record. The transcript has 10 exons. NCBI's taxonomy places the organism in Eukaryota, Metazoa, Chordata, Testudines, Geoemydidae. Gene Ontology annotation, biological process: transmembrane transport.
UAGGUUGAUCUCUCCCCCUUUCCCCCGCCCCCUGUGUAGACCAGGCCUCAGGCUGAGGAGCAAAAGGAGGCUAAAGGCAAUUUGACCCCUUGAAUUCAGCAUUUUCUGAUAGCCAAGGGACUGACCCUGCUCAGUGAUAAAGGCCAGCAGUUGUUUAACAUAAAGAAGCCAAAGCAAUUAAAGUCUUCACACUGAAGACCCCUCAUUUCCAUGUAGCAACUUUCUUUACGAUUUGGUUGUGCAAGACACAGAUGAAGACACAGGCAACUUUUCCAGGAUAAUAUAGGAAUCCCACAAGAACAUGACCAACUCAUGGUACAUAUGGAUCAGUCUUGUAAGGAUCACAAGAAGGGUAGGAUAGUUCCCAGAAGGCAUCCAAAGUACUUGGCGAAGAGCCUGGGAUUGGAUUCAGUUGGAUUUGGCUACCUCCAGACAACCUUUGGCGUUCUACAACUUCUGGGAGGUCCUAUUUUUGGAAGGUUUGCUGACCAGUGUGGCACCCGAGCUGCGUUAACUCUUUCAUAUCUCUCUGGAUCUGCCUUCUUUCUGCUACUGUCCGUCUCCACCAGCAUCCCACUUCUCUUCCUGUCCAGAAUUCCAUCCGUGUUUAUGCAUGGGCUACCAGGUGCUCAGAUGGUCAUUACAGAUCUGACUACUCCUGCUGAGCGUGCAGAUGCAUUAGGGAAGCUUGGACUUUGCUUUGGAGUAGGAGUAAUCAUUGGAUCAUCCCUGGGUGGGACACUCAGCACAAAAUUUGGCAUGUACUUUCCGUCGUAUCUUGCGGUAGUGGCAAGUCUCAUAAGUGCAAUGAUAGUAAUGACGUGUAUCCCCGCUCACACCAAACCAAAGUCAGAAGGACAAUCUACACAGCAGCGCACAUCACAGUCCAGUGUGUUUAGUCUCAAAGAAAUCCUACGCCUGCUGAAGCUUCCAGGAGUAAAGGAAGUGUUCUUAAUCAAGGUCCUUUCCGGACUCCCUACAGGUUUGUUCCUGAUUAUGUUUUCCAUCAUCUCUAUGAAUUUCUUUGGGCUGGAGGCAGCACAGACUGGAUAUCUGAUGUCAUAUUUCGGUGUCCUUCAAAUGGUUGUCCAGGGUCUGGUAAUUGGAAGACUAACUAGUCGCUUUACAGAGAGGACCCUGAUCAUGUUGAGUGUCUUAGCCUUCAGUGGAGUGGGCCUUGCUAUGGCGCUGAUGACCAACGUGUUCCAUUAUUGCAUCAUUGCCCUCCCCAUGGUAUUUGCACUCUGCACUAUGGGCAUCAUUACGGACAGCAUUCUCACCAAGUCCGUCCCUCCUUCUGACACUGGUGCCAUGCUUGGGAUAUGUGCAUGUGUUCCUCCCCUGACACGGACAGUGGGCCCAACACUAGGUGGAAUUUUGUACAAGGUGUUUGGAGUCUCAGCCUUUGGUUAUUUUCAACUGGUUGUCAAUAUAGCUCUGUUUUUGUAUAUUUUUAAGAAUAAAGUACCUCAGAAUGAGGAGAAAGCUCAGUAAUCCAGGCUACAUGUAAAUCUACUUUAUCCACAAAAUCUAAAAUGUGCAAUGUUUAUAUAUAGAUUAUAUAUCAAGACUUUUACCUCUAUCACCCCAGACUGAAAAUAAAAGUAGCUUUAAGCCA